CAGCGCCACUGGGUGCAGGGAUAUCCCGAUGAAAGGGGAGACUGCUCGGGGUGAAGAAUUCAGAUGAGAGUUGACUACAGCGUCAUCCGUCAUGAGGUGAAACGGUUACUCGAAGACAAAAGACCCAGAUGUUGCUGCCAUGUGCCACACUCACACCCGAAGCAGACGAAACACUCUGAACGACCUCUUGUCAACUUUUUGCCCUGUGAUUGAGGAAACUUUCAGUGACACUCCUCCGCGACUCACAGAGCUCCUGCAUCGCCACAGUGUGUCCACCCAGACCCCGCCUUCCUCCAGCAGCACCCUCCUCAUCCUCUCAAAGGACUGGCUGUACUGUCAGUAAGGUUCAUUCACAAAUGUCUACCUCACGAUUAAAAGGCCCCUCUCCAACACUGCGACCCUGAACAGGAUACAAAAUGACCUCGAGCAUUGACCGGGAUGACGGCAGUAUCUUUGAUGGGUUAAUGGAAGAAGAUGAAAAGGACAAAGCAAAACGUGUGUCCCGCAACAAGUCCGAGAAGAAACGCAGAGACCAGUUCAAUGUACUCAUCAAGGAGCUGGGCACCAUGUUGCCGGGCAACACCCGCAAGAUGGACAAGUCCACUAUUUUGCAGAAGAGCAUCGACUUUCUGCACAAACACAAAGAAAUCGCUGCUCAGUCAGAGUCAACUGAGAUCAGACAAGACUGGAAGCCUCCUUUUCUUAGUAAUGAAGAGUUCACUCAGCUGAUGUUGGAGGCAUUAGAUGGAUUUUUCCUUGCAAUUAUGACCGAUGGGAAUAUAAUCUAUGUCUCUGAGAGUGUGACGUCUCUACUAGAGCACUUACCUUCUGAUCUUGUGGAUCAGAACCUGUUGAACUUCCUGCCCGCGGGGGAGCAUUCAGAUGUGUACAAGGCUCUGUCCUCUCAUAUCAUGGAAGGAGAGACACUGACGCCUGAAUAUCUGAAAACAAAAGAUCAGCUAGAGUUCUGUUGCCACAUGCUCCGAGGGACGAUCGACCCCAAAGAGCCCCCUGUGUAUGAAUAUGUCAAGUUCAUUGGAAACUUCAAGUCCCUGAAUAAUGUGCCUAACUGUACCCGGAACGGUUUUGAAGGAGUGAUCCAGCGAUCACUUCACUCUGCCUUUGAAGACAGAGUGUGUCUCAUAGCAACUGUGAGGCUUGCCAAACCACAGUUUAUCAAGGAGAUGUGCACUGUAGAAGAACCUAAUGAGGAAUUCACCUCCAGACAUAGUUUAGAGUGGAAGUUUCUCUUCUUGGACCACAGAGCUCCACCCAUUAUAGGUUACCUCCCGUUUGAGGUCCUGGGUACAUCAGGAUAUGACUACUACCAUGUAGAUGACCUGGAGACUCUGGCCAAGUGCCACGAACACUUAAUGCAAUAUGGCAAAGGAAAGUCCUGCUACUACAGAUUCCUCACCAAAGGCCAGCAGUGGAUUUGGCUUCAGACCCAUUACUACAUCACCUACCACCAGUGGAACUCCAGACCAGAGUUUAUUGUCUGCACACACACUGUUGUAAGUUAUGCUGAAGUAAGAGCAGAACAGCGCAGAGAGCUUGGAAUUGAAGAAUCACAACCUGAGAUCACAGCAGACAAGCAGUCCCAGGAUUCAGGCUCCGAGUCCCAGCUGAACACAUCCAGCCUGAAGGAGGCUCUAGAGCGCUUCAACCACAGCCGGACACCCUCGGCCUCGUCUCGCAGCUCGCGCAAAUCCUCGCACACCGCUGUGUCCGACCCAACCUCAUCACAGAUGAAGCUUCAGGGUGACAGGAGCACACCGGGCCGCCAGUCUGUCUCUGCUGUGGAGAUGACAUCACAGCGAAGAUCAUCCAUCAGCAGUCAGCAAUCGAUGAGCUCCCAAAAUACAGGACAGAACAUGGCACCGUCCAUGGUUUCACAACCGCAGCAGCAGCAACCACCACAACAACCACAACAACAACAACAACAACAACAACAACAACAGCAACAGCAGCAGCAACAACAGCAACAGCAACAGCAACAGCAACAACAACAACAGCAGCAACAGCCUCAACAGCAGGUUCAGACAAGCGGCCAAUCAAUGGUGCAGUUCUGCAACCAGCUAGAAGCCAUGCAAAACCUGAAAGAGCAGCUGGAGCAGAGGACCAGGGUGAUUGAGGCUAACAUUCAGCGGCAGCAGGAUGAGCUCCGUCAGAUCCAGGAGGAGCUGCAGAGAGUGCAGGGACAGAGCCUGCAGAUGUUCUUACAGAAAGGAGCUGGAGGACUAAAUCUCAGCUCUGUUCAGAUGGCCCAAGGGAAUGCUGUGCAGCAGGGGGGAACACUCAGCAUGCAGGGCCAGGUGGUGUCUGCUGGGCCUCUACAGAACAACAUACAGCAACAACAUGCUGUCCAGCCCCAGUCCCAGCAACAAACACUCCUCCGGGAACAGAGCACAGCACUCUCACAGCCUCAGCGGUCGUCUCUCACUCUGCAGCCUCAACAAAAUCCACUGCCUGCAUCUCUCUACAACACAAUGAUGAUCCCCCAGCAAAGCUCUACAAACGUGGUCCAGAUUGCCACUACCCUGGCUCAGAAUACUGGAGCCAACUCUCCUGCUGUGGCUACAUUUGCACAGGACCGUGCAGCUCAGAUUAGGUUUCCUGCAGGUCCUCAGCUGCUCACCAAGCUCGUAACAGGACAGAUGGCAUGUGGGGCAGUCAUGGUCCCCACAACCAUGUUUAUGGGCCAAGUGGUGACGGCCUUUGCUCCUCAGCAGGGCCAGACCCAAACCAUCAGCAUUUCCCAGCAGCCACCGCAGCAACAGCAGCAGCAGGAGCAGCAGCAGGUACAGCAGCAGUCACAGGUCACGGCCAUGCAGCCAGGGCAGGCUCCACUGGCCCAGCAGCAAACACAGUUCCUACAGGCUCCUCGACUUCUUCAUGGAAACCAGUCCACCCAGUUGAUCCUGCAGGCAGCGUUCCCUCUGCAGCAGCAGGGUACCUUCACUGCCACAACCCAACAGCAGCAGCAACAGCAGUUACAACAACAACAACAUCAACAACAACAACAACAGCAGCAGCAGAAGCAGUUACAACAUCAACAACAGCAGAAGCAAUUACAACAACAUCAACAACAGCAGAAGCAGUUACAACAACAGCAGCAGCAGAAGCAGUUACAACAACAACAACAGCAGCAACAGCAGUUACAACAUCAACACCAACAACAGCCGCAGAAGCAGUUACAACAGCAGAAACAGCAACUGGCCCCUCACAGGGCGGAUAGUUUGUCUGACCGCUCUGCUACGCAGCCAUAGCAGCUGGCUAUAGCCAAUCAGAAGCGGACUGAGCCAGACCCAGGCAUGGGUGUAUUGGUGACGGGGGUCUAAAGAGGAGUUCUGCUGAAAAUGCUGCACUGAGGCCAUGCCUCAGAGGCUGAGAGGUGAUUGGAUGGGCAGGCUGUGGCUUCCCUCCCCUCACUAGAAUCUUUUGCUGUUUGCACUUAACUCCUGAGCACGGAGUGCUGCAGAGAACAGAGGACCGGGCCCGCUGUGGCUCUGGCAGUAGGCUUUGGCUCAGGGUCAAGCCUUUUCUCCAAGAAAACAGGGAGCCACAAUCCCUGUAAUGAACUCCCACCCUCACCCCUCCCCUGGCCCUUUCCCUGAGUGUGUGUGUGUGUGUGCGCGUGUGUGUGUUUGUGCGCAUGCGUGAGUGUGUGUGUGCGCUCUAGUCACCCUCGCAGGAUUAUUUUAUGCAGAGCUCUCCGGUUAAUGCAGCGAAGCUUCCAUCAAGCUUCAAGGACGUCCUGCAGAACAGCCAGAGGCUUGUUUGUUUUGGAUGUUUUCUCCUAUUCUUGUUUUUCAUGUAAAAAUAAUUAUGGGUCAGAAAAUAUUUUUAAGAAUGUGGUGUAGAUUGAACUUUUACUGUACAGAACAUGUGUAAUAUAUAAUGUAAAUACAAUGAAAAAGAAAGAACUAAUAUUUUAUAUGAUGCAUGAAAUGAAAUGCGUAGUCUGUUAUUUGCAGCUUUGAAUAUGCUUUUUUUCUAGUACUCUAAGAAAAAAAGAUCUUAAAGUGCUCAGUGGCUGAUAUUUUCACAGACUUCCUUUCUCCUAUGGGAUGUGUUUGUGUGUCUGCAUAGCAGACAGUGCCGCUUGCUGUGUCACAGUUUGUUUAAUCCUUGACCCACAUUUUCACAGAAUUUCCUAAAAUUGUCAAAAUGAUAGAGAAAUGUUUUGAAGUAUUUUUAAGAUGUGUUGAAAUCCACACACUAAAGACUAAGCUUAACUUUAGUCAAACAUUGUGAAUGAAGACUACCAAGGUUAAGCUAAAUGUAUGCAACAAUAAGAUUUGCCAACAUAAUCCUUCAUAUUCCUAUUUGUUCAUUUAUAGCACUUCUGCUGAGAUCCUUCUGUUUCGGAGCCAUCCAUAAAUACCUGUAUGGUACCUUUAUUCAGUCUACAAAUAUUUAUGUCCUCUUAUUAAAAUAUAUUGAAAAAUGUACAGUCUUUCCUGAUAAGCUGUGGCUAAUAUCCUCGGACUAAUCUUGAGUGGAAUGAUUUGUGUUAGCAUCGGGCCUAAUCAAAUGAUUUCCUUGUCAGCAGUGUCAUCAUCCAUCCG
Molecule: messenger RNA, 4571 nt
Organism: Chelmon rostratus (copperband butterflyfish)
Lineage: Eukaryota; Metazoa; Chordata; Actinopteri; Chaetodontiformes; Chaetodontidae
Gene: clocka
Product: clock circadian regulator a
Exons: 23
Coding region: 417-3269 (950 amino acids)
Biological process (GO): regulation of transcription by RNA polymerase II; circadian regulation of gene expression
Cellular component (GO): nucleus; cytoplasm; CLOCK-BMAL transcription complex
Molecular function (GO): DNA-binding transcription factor activity, RNA polymerase II-specific; E-box binding; protein dimerization activity
Source: RefSeq, a predicted model, not a curated record